AUGCCUUCUCUCGCCCUCCAGGAGAAGGUACCCAGCCAUAGAAGGGCCUCGGACUCGGAAGUCGAUUCAUUUUUUGGACUACACUACCAGCAAGUCAAUCUACACUAUCGCAAGCUCAAUACAAUGGUUGAACACAGCGACAAAACCAACGAGACCGACACUCUGCCUCCUCUCGGUCGUGUAGCCACACCUUCGACGGAGCAAACUAGAUUGGUUCUCCACAACCUUCGCAAUCUUUAUCCCUUUCCGACUCUUCCUCCCUCUCUGGCCAAAUGGACGAUCCAGCACCUCGUCCACGAUACCUCCGCCCCAGAUUCCGGUUAUGCCUCCGCUGAGGAAGACGAAGACGAAGACUUCAACACCACCCCGAGACAUGGAAACCGACCCCUCCGGGCUGAUCCUCUCGAACGUGUAUUAGCUAUCAAGUGGACGGGGUUCGUCCCCCGGUCCGAUGUUUGGGUCACCUGCGACGCCAACGAUGAGUCCGAAGAGCGUGGUGCCAUCCUCGAAGACGCGGUCACCUUGCCCUCUGCCUUCAUCGGCGGCGAAGAACAAGAAGACGUGUCCCUUACGCGGACCUUCAUAUUCCCUUGCACGUCGGGAAGCCACCAGAAAAUCCGCGUUUAG
Messenger RNA from Cyclocybe aegerita, 627 nucleotides. NCBI's taxonomy places the organism in Eukaryota, Fungi, Basidiomycota, Agaricomycetes, Agaricales, Hemipholiotaceae. The record is from the annotation of a GenBank genome assembly.